CAUAACAUCCCGAUUGAGUAAAACAUUUUGGGGUCUUUAUCAAUUGGUAUAAUAUGAAGCAAGAUUACGUUGUGAGCUAUGGCAACACUGUCAUAUCUAAUGUCUUUGUUUUCUAUCGGCAUUCACAAUAUACAACUGCAUAAGCCAGGAACAAGUUAAUUGAUAAAUUGAAAAGUUAAUUAUACUAAUUACAAAGUGCAAUACUAUUACAUAUGCUAAAUAUGCUGUUGUGAUUUGUGAAAACCCCUAGACUCCUCCGAAGUGCUUAAUGAAUUGUGUGUAAAAUGAGUGAUACUUGUUCGUUUUCCAUAAAAUAUGAGUGCGAGGACAGCAGUUUCAGUGGCAGCAGUACGAGCAACUUCAUACAGGACAAAGAGCAAUUCGAUGCGAAUCACUCAGAUUCAUUGACCCAAAUUAAAACCACUGACGGAAAAGAAACUUCAAUCUAUUUAAGUACCGGCAACAAACUAUUAUUUACUAGUGGAAAAUAUUUUUACAUUGAUCAUACGAUAGCUUACACUGAAUACCAGAAAGAAUGCACAGGUAUUGUUGGCAUUUGUCACACAUGUGGUGGUAAAAUUAAAGGAUCGCUGAAAGUCAGUUCAAAUUUCAUUUGCCAUUUGAAAACCAAACAUCCAGAUAUUUAUCAAGACUUCAUCAGGCGAAAGAAUGAUUAUACUGCGACUUCUAUUAAACUAAGCAAGAAAAAUCACAACAACCGUACCACUUUAUGCCCGUCAAUUACUGACACACAAAAUGCUGAAAAACAGCAACAGUUUCACCACAAAAUUCUUCAGUUCCUGAUAACCACGAAUCUAUCAUUUGACACAGUGCAGAGACCGGCAUUUUUGGAGUUGUUUUCCUAUGCUGAUAUCGCAAUAGAAAUACAUCCAUCCAAUUAUUACGAAAAACUAGUCAAGGAUACAUGCGAUUACAAACGAAUGGAGUUGUUUCAAAUAUUUAAUGCCAGCACAUUAUAUUUUUGCUGUACCCUUGAUGUAUGGAAUUACAACGGAUUCUAUUACAUUGCGAUAUCUGCUCACUGGGUUGAUGAUGAAUUACGGAGGCAAUCUGCAUUGUUAGCAUGUAAAAAGUGUGUGGAAAAUUUGGCAUGUCUGGAGAAUUUGUAUCAUUUGUAUAGUGCAGCUAUGACACAAUAUGGUAUUGCUCCUACACAAAUUGUUGCCUGCACAACGUUAAACAUGCAAAACUAUUUUGAUGAUUUUGGCGAAUUGAAUUUGGGAAAAGAUGUAUUUCAGAACACGUGCAAUCCACAACUGAAUGAUGUUGCCGAAAAACUGACAUUUUUAUCAAAUCCGGAUGCGUUUCACGUUAAUGCAUUUAUGUUAGAUAUAAUAAAACUAAACAAAAUAUGGGGUGGCAACUUCUUUAGGAAGCUUAACAGUUGUGGAAAGUCCCUUCACAGUAGUUCAAUGGAAAAGUGCUGCAAUAUUUGGCGCAUAUAUAUGUCAAAAGAACAAACAGAUGUUGUAAUGUCCUUCCUUGGUGAACCCUUGGUAAAGCCAUGUCUCUACUCCGUGACAUCUCUAUAUGCAGCCAUAAAACAAUUGUUGAACAGCAAAGAACAACUCAAAGACAUCUCUAAAUGCUUAAAUGUUCCUUGUUUAUCAAAUCAAGAAAUUGACUAUCUACAAGAAUUCUUGCUUGUGUAUGAGCCAAUGGCUAUGGCAUUUGAAUUUUUAGAUAUGACACAAAACCACUAUUACGGCUGUUUCUUACCUACACUGGUAACGAUAAAAUGGAAAUUAAUAAGACUUUAUAACUCGAAAAAGCUGUGUCAUUUGCAAGAUGCAUUGCAACAGCUAAGGGAGGACCUACAAAUGGAUUUUAAAGAUUAUUAUAACUUGGAUGGAAGCAAAUCCGAUUCAAUUAUGGCUGCACUCACAUACCCGCCAGUUAAAACUCGUUUCCUUUCAGGACUUAAAGACAACAUAUAUUGUCUAAGUUUUCAUCCACGAAACAUGUUGCUCAAAUAUGGCAAGGAAUAUCAUAAAAGAGAUGACAACUUUCAUAAUCAGUAUACAUCACUUGUGAAUAUAUCAUCAGCGGAAUGUGAGGUUACUGAAUUUUUUGAUUUUGGUGAUUCAACUGAUUCUGCUGCCGAAAAUGGAAACCUUCCACAAUCAUUGAAAAUGGAAAUUGAUUCAUAUUUAGCAGAUCCUGAUGGUAGUUUAAAAUCGUUACAAAAAUAUCCGACUGUAAGACGAAUGUUCUAUCGUUAUAACACCUGUAUACCAUCACCAUCGUCGGUUUCACGUAUAUUUCCCGUGACAGAAUUGUUGCGAACCAGUUUAAGCUCUCCUUGGGAAGAGGAACAAUUUGAAAAUAAUUUCUUCUACAGCCACUAUUACGUCAACAAGAAUCGCAUGUAAUUCCAUAUUAUUGUAGGUAUUUAUGAAAUAAAUAACUCUAACAAAGCAA
Molecule: messenger RNA, 2442 nt
Organism: Musca domestica (house fly)
Lineage: Eukaryota; Metazoa; Arthropoda; Insecta; Diptera; Muscidae
Exons: 5
Coding region: 285-2393 (702 amino acids)
Source: RefSeq, a predicted model, not a curated record